GACUAAGACCAGCAAGCCCAAGCGGGGACUCAACAAUGGCGAUUUUACCUGUCAUCCAGCCUGCCGAUCGGACAAGGCUUCCUCACAACAUCGUCCGCUCGUCCCUGAGUUGAUAUUCUAACCAUCGUCCUCCCUCGCCGUGGCCCAAGCUUGAUCUGCCACCAUACCCCGAACCCCUCCACUCAUAAUUAGCUUCGCAUCCUCCCACUUCCCCAGAUCUGACGGCGCUAGGACAUUAGAUGAAACUCUGUCAGAGGUGGCCCGGACUUUAUCGACUACUCUGGAUAGUUGUACCACGUCAGGACCCCGGAUGCGGUGUGUUGUGCAGACCCCAAUUUGAUUACCUUUCCUCUCUUGGGAUAUCUGUUGAUGCCUGACGCUACUGUGAGCUCGAUGGUUGCGACUCGUUUGUUCCAAGGCUGAAAACAUGUGGAUGGUUUCUCUGACCACAUGAACCGACAUUGAUGGCGCGGAUACUCAGAGACGGCAAACUGCCUAAGACGACAUAAUUCAAUCAGUUGAGGGGCUGAGCGUGUGAAUCUUGCAAUUCGUUCAAGUUGCCAUUGGCGUUGUGGUCUUCACUUCGGUUGGCUUUAAAUACAGCCUGUGACGCUGGCGCAAUCGAUACCCGGCUCGUGCACACGGAAUGCCCAUUCUGUGUUUCCCUGGCUUCGCAUCUAUCUAUUACUAUGUCCGUUUCAUCUACGAAAGACCCGCUGGAUGGCAUCAGCGGCGAGCUCGCAAGCAGUGGUGGUGCCUUCAAAGCCACUUUGUUGUUCUUUAUGGCUAUUGCCUGUUACAAUGUGGCUGAGCUAGUUGUCAUGGUCCUAUCAACCUUUCGACGGUGGAAGGGCCUAUAUUUUUGGAGUUUGCUGUUAUCGGGCUGCGCAGGCGUGCUGCCAUACACAUUGGGGUUUAUCAUGAAGUUUUUUACGCAAGCCCCUUCGAAUCUCUCUGUCACUAUACUCAGUAUCGGCUGGUGGGUCAUGGUCACGGGCCAGGCGGUCGUGCUGUACUCACGACUUCACCUCGUCAUUUGCGAUGAGCGCAUCCUACAGCGAGUGCUGUAUAUGAUUAUUGCGAAUGUAUUCCUUCUACAUGUACCCACGACAGUCCUCACAUACGGAUCCAAUGCUGUCGGCGAAGAACAGCCGGCCUGGGUGAUCGGAUACAAUAUUAUGGAAAAGGUUCAGAUGACCGGCUUUACCAUCCAGGAGAUUGUUCUGUCUGGACUGUAUAUGUGGGAGACUGUGCUGAUGCUCCGGAUAUGUCUUGUCCGGGAGAACCAAAAAAUCAUGUAUCAGUUGAUCUGGAUUAACAUCGCUAUGCUGGUCAUGGACCUCAUUUUGCUGGGUCUUGAGUACGCCAGCUUCUAUGCCGUGCAGAUCACGCUAAAAGGAGCGAUAUACAGUAUCAAACUGAAGCUCGAAUUUGCUGUUCUGGGCCGGCUCGUCGCCGUGGUACAGAAUCGUCGGCCAAUCUCGAUCGAUCGGGACAUUAAUCUCUAUUCUUUGGACCGAGAAACUACCGGUGCUCCUGACCGGAGCCUAGCCUCUGCUGGAGAGAGUGUAUCCAGCCGCACACCGUUUUGUGUGCCAGCCACGGGGUACGCGAAUGGGACACACAGAAAUAUCAACCUCGACACCGGAAAAAUCGUGACAAUGAGGGAGCUUUCAAAUUGGGUUCAGCGGCCAAAUGACGAUCACUGCUGA
Molecule: messenger RNA, 1712 nt
Organism: Aspergillus welwitschiae
Lineage: Eukaryota; Fungi; Ascomycota; Eurotiomycetes; Eurotiales; Aspergillaceae
Exons: 1
Coding region: 690-1712 (340 amino acids)
Source: RefSeq, a predicted model, not a curated record